AUGUCCUACCUCUUCUUCCUCAAGAAGCAGGUGCAACCCCCGGCCAUCGACGGUCAAUUUGCUUCGGAACCGCAGAGCAUGUGUUUACUGAAUCUUGGCGAUCUGCCCAUUGUACGAGAGGCCUCGUGCUUUACACCCUGCAUCGCUUUCCCCGCACUCUCGAAUUACAUCCGCGUCUUCCUGCCCGCCCCGGUCCAGUUCCCGACAUCCAUGCCCAUCCACGUGGUGCUGCCUCGUUCUCAUCGGUCUGGACCCUCAAUCCCCACAUCCACAAUGCUCACUUUGCACCAGCAAAGACACAUUGACGAUGGGCUCGUAUUCGUGCGGCAGUCGUGCAUGAUCGACGCUUCAUAUGUUCCUGCAUCUCGCGCAGAGUAA
This is a messenger RNA of Moesziomyces aphidis, 378 nucleotides long. NCBI's taxonomy places the organism in Eukaryota, Fungi, Basidiomycota, Ustilaginomycetes, Ustilaginales, Ustilaginaceae. The record is from the annotation of a GenBank genome assembly.